UGCAACGUCUGUGGGUCCUUUGGUUCCGCGAGGGGUGUGUUUACACUGAAGUCACUUCAGUUUGCUAAGGGGGAUCAAGUUGUGAAACGGCAGCAGUCACCAUGUUUCACGGAAUACCUGUCGCAGGAGCUCCUGCCAAUAAACCUGAAUUGUAUGAGGAAAUAAAAUUGUACAAGAAUGCCAGAGAAAGAGAGAAGUUUGACAACAUGGCAGAGCUGUUUGCUGUGGUGAAGACACUUCAGGCCCUGGAGAAAGCUUACAUCAAAGACUGUGUGACUCCUAAUGAGUACACGGCUGCUUGCUCCAGGCUGCUGGUGCAGUACAAGGCUGCUUUCAAACAGGUCCAGGGAUCUGACGUGGGUUCUAUCGAUGACUUCUGCAGGAAGUACAGACUUGACUGCCCGCUAGCUAUGGAGAGAAUCAAGGAGGAUCGUCCAAUCACCAUCAAGGAUGACAAGGGCAACCUGAAUCGCUGCAUUGCCGAUAUCGUAUCGCUCUUUAUCACGGUGAUGGACAAGCUACGUCUGGAGAUCCGGGCCAUGGAUGAGAUCCAACCAGACCUGAGAGAGCUGAUGGAGACCAUGAACAGAAUGAGCAACAUGCCCCCAGACAAUGAGGCCAAGGACAAAGUCACCCUCUGGUUGACCACUCUCAGCAGCAUGUCAGCCUCUGAUGAGCUGGACGACUCCCAGGUUCGCCAGAUGCUGUUUGACCUGGAGUCCGCCUACAACGCCUUCAACCGCUUCUUACACUCCUCCUAAUCUACCCACAUCCAGGACUGUUCUCACCUUUCUUAUAUCAUUGUACUAUCCCUUCCUCUCCUCUCUCGCUACACGUCUCAGAUGUCAUCAUUUGUGGUCUGUAUUAUUCCAUUGAAUAGUAUCUUUCUUCCUCCA
Molecule: messenger RNA, 896 nt
Organism: Coregonus clupeaformis (lake whitefish)
Lineage: Eukaryota; Metazoa; Chordata; Actinopteri; Salmoniformes; Salmonidae
Product: vacuolar protein sorting-associated protein 28 homolog
Exons: 10
Coding region: 102-761 (219 amino acids)
Biological process (GO): protein transport to vacuole involved in ubiquitin-dependent protein catabolic process via the multivesicular body sorting pathway
Cellular component (GO): ESCRT I complex
Molecular function (GO): protein-containing complex binding
Source: RefSeq, a predicted model, not a curated record